Trematomus bernacchii (emerald rockcod) is the source of this 2419-nucleotide messenger RNA. RefSeq lists its product as uncharacterized. Lineage: Eukaryota; Metazoa; Chordata; Actinopteri; Perciformes; Nototheniidae. The record is from RefSeq and is a predicted model, not a curated record. The transcript is spliced from 4 exons. The coding region runs from base 89 to 1678 and encodes 529 amino acids.
CGAGUGGCUUACCAGCAUCGGCAACGAGUACUCCCAGAUUGUUUCUUUUGUGCUGACUUGUGAGGAGUCUGCACAGAAGCUGCAACCCAUGUGCCGUGGAGUCAUGGAAAGGUUCCGGCUGGCCAAUCAACCGGUCCCUCAGGGCCCUACAUCUGCCGAGACAAUGUUCCAGGAGUGGUUCGACGGUGGUAUGGUUGUGCGUCUGGACAUCUUUCACUGGAUUCACCGGUUUGACGCAGCCGUACGCACAGACUCGCACAGCAAAUACGCCGUGUUCAACCGCACCGAUCUCGAGCUGCUGAUCAAGGCCGUCAGAGCCAAGGACCCGGACACAUUCAGGUCCGUGUCGGAACAGGAUGUCGUCCGCCUGUACGUCACCAGGGAUCAGCUGCAACAUCACGUGCGGAGGGUCACACUCGGAGCUCAGGAAACGUUCCUGCUCAUCCACCUGGCCAUCGAGGAGCUGAAGGGCCCGGCUGGGCUGGACCAGAGUGGAGUGAGCCUCUUUAAAACACCUGGAGCCAUUGAUGAGAUGUGGGUAGGGCAGCAGAGACACCUUGAGUGCAUCCAGGAUCAACCAGGCAUGAACAUGUAUAGGGUGGCCCGUACCACAACUAUCAACGGUGUGGACCUGCCCUACUACAAAAGUCUAGGUGGAAGCAACAGCCUGGAGGGAUUCCACAAGUCUCUGCCUCACAUGAUCCCAGGUCCCCAUUGUGCAGCACGGCCAUAUCAGGUUUACCUGAUAAGUGGCAUCGCACGGUGGAACUGCAACAGAAGCUCUGACGCAGUGUUUGGUGGCAAGGGACGGCGUCACAGGACCUACUCGGCGCCUCUCAUCCACCGCCUCAACACCCGCUGUCAGCAGCUGUUUGGAGAGACUGUGGAGGAGAAUCUCCGGGCCCCCGCUGAGGUGGAUUCCCACGAGCUGCUGGGGUUGGAGUACCUUUUCAGCCAGAGCACUGGUGAAUCUGAAUCUGGCCCAUUUUCACUGGAGGACAUCAUCCACGAUGGCCCCGGUCCAGACGAGGAGGUGGUUCAGCCCGGGCAGCCCACUCCAGAUCCCGAGGCAGACGAGGCGUACCAGAGCGACGGGGAGUCGCAUUGCGAGGGAGACAAUGUGCUGGAUGCCAUCCUGCCCCACAUCACACUCGUCACAGACGAAACCUCCACUGUCAACCCGCCCGCUUUUGAAGAUGCCUGCAGUCAGACAUCACUGCCACCUGUGUCACUGCCACGGCCACCAACCCCAGCCCCCAGACCUUUGCCCUCCCCCUCUCCAUCCACAGCAACCCGGGCGAUUCCUGGCCCCUCCACAAGGCCCAUCGUGCCUGCCAUUGCUGGACGUCCCAUACUGCCUGCCACCAGUACCAUCGCUAGACCUGUGCCCUCCCUUUUCCCAGGCCCCAUCCUGCCUGCCAGUCAGCCAACCCCAGCCAUUGCUGGCCCCUCCUCAAUGCCCUUACUGCCUGCCAUUCAGGCAACCCCGUCUGUUGAUGUGUCUGUCCCCCCUACUCUCGAAUGCAUUCCCUCAUCCUGGGCAAGGUCCACGCUAUACAAGCGCAAGGGGAUGGACGAGCCCUCGGGAGUAGGAGCCAAAGUGUCCCGGGUUCAAAAGCUGCCGUCGUGCACGUGCUGUGGCCAACCCACCCAGGGGCACAAAAAGUACAGGCGCUAAGUCUUCUGCCCUGUGAAGAUGAUGUCUCCGUCAAAGGGUCUGGAAAAGAACACAGUGUACAGCAGUUACCAAGAUUUCACAUCUGUUGUUGACGCGUUGGAGCAAUGACAAUAUUGUGAAUAGUCAUUUUAAUGUUUUUCAACUUGCUGUGUUAUCAUUUUUAUUUUUCAUGUUGAGUUUUAUAUUUUAUGUAUAUUGUAAAUAGUUUUCAUUCAUAUGUACGUCAUUAAUGUAAAUAGUUGUAUGUACAUUACAUGUUACUUGUUAGAUGCUUUUAUCCAAAGCGACUUAGUAUCAAUACUGUGGGGUGAAGUGUCUUGCCCAGGGACACAACGACAUGCUGACUGCAGUGGGGUUUGAACCUGUGCUCCCCUGAUCCAAACACCAACACACUGCGCCACAGCCUUCCUGUACAUAAUUGUACAUCUGAUUUGUAUCCACUUCAGCUUUUUUACCUGUGUUUACUUUAGUUUAUGUUGUUGCUGUUGCCAUCCUUUAUACUGAAUCAAUGAAGGUGAAUGUUUGCUCAGGAAAAAGUCCCAAAGAAUCCAACUGGGUUCAAUAGCUGGAUCAUUCCUGUUCUUCUUCUGCAGUUGAGUGAGAUCUCGUUGUUGUUGACUUGUAUAACAAUAAAUGUUAGUUUACAAGAAGUAAUUGAUACCCUAACAUUUGAUUCAUACUAGCUGAUAACAAAUAAAUCCUGGGAUAUACAAAAGUGAAUGUGUUCCAUGCAUCUGAUUU